AAAUAAAGGCAAACGUUCGGUCUAGAUAUACUAUGUCUAUGGUAGAGACAGAGUAAAAAAAAAAUAAAAUUUUUAAAUUUGAAGUGAAUAAAUAAUUAACUAAGUUAUGCCAAAAGUAGUAUCGAGGAGCAUCAUAUGCUCCGAUACGAAAGAUCAGGAAGAAUAUAGUGAGGAGAAGCCGUUGCAUAUUUAUUAUUGUUUAUGUGGUCAGAUGACACUAAUUCUAGAUUGUGCAAUUGAAAAAUUGCCACUAAGGAAAAGAGAUGGAGCAAGAGUAAUUGAUGGCAGUAAACAUGCUCAUAAAAUGACUUCAGAGCGAGAUGAGAUUGUAUUUCUCAAGCGUCCAGAGGGAAUAGAAAAACAGUAUAGGCAAAAGUGUAAAAAAUGUGGCUUAUUGCUAUACUAUAAGCAUGAUCCAGGAGCAAAUAUAGUAUUUAUAGUAAAAGACUCAGUAAUAAAAAAUUCUGGCGAUGGUCCCAUGACUGACAUUUAUAAUCAAGUGGCUAUUGAGAAACCUAAAAAAAUAAUGGUUACAAAGCAUACCAAGAAUAUGGGAAAGUUCAGCUCUGUUACUGUGUCCACGAUUGAUGAGGAAGAGGAUGAAAUUGAAGCUAGAGAAGUUGCUGACUCAUAUGCAAACAAUGCACGCAUCAUAGAGAAACAGUUGGAACGAAAAGGUAUGAAUAAACGAAAAUCUAUACCAUCCACUGAAACUGAUUCAAAGCGGGCAAGACCUAGAGGAACAUUACUGGAUGUUUGAUUUUUCAUUGAAUUUCUGUGAAUACCAUAAUUUGGAUUCAUCAGUGAAUUUGGAGAGUCUUGUAAUUAUGUACAAUAUAUAUAAUUUACUAUAUAUUUAUAUAUUUAAUUAAAAUAAAUUAAUUCAUUUGUUAUAUAUUGUCAUGAAUGAAGAUUAUAUAUUUUUUUUUUGAUAAGUUCAAAAUGCGGAAAAAUUGCGACCUCAAUUAUAAAAAUGAAAUAUCUAAUAGUUGAUAUAAGCCUUAAAGAAAUGGUUUAAAAGAAAUUUUUGAUGUCAACAUUAUUGUUUGGGUAUUAGAAAUUUAUAUAAAAUAUUUUCCGAAGAAUAUAUAAUAGGUGUGAGAAAUUGCAUGAAAACAUUUAACAUUAUAUUGACAUAUUUAUUAAUAUUACACAAAGGUAAAUAAUUAAAAUAUAUAUAAAUGACUAGAUACAAAUAUUGCGUAAAAAUGUACAUUGCAAAAUAGAAAUUUAAUAAAUAAAUACAUUGGUUAUACAUACA
This is a messenger RNA of Formica exsecta, 1261 nucleotides long. Its product is annotated as UPF0428 protein CXorf56 homolog. The transcript is spliced from 4 exons. Lineage: Eukaryota; Metazoa; Arthropoda; Insecta; Hymenoptera; Formicidae. The coding region runs from base 107 to 760 and encodes 217 amino acids. The record is from RefSeq and is a predicted model, not a curated record.